Parnassius apollo (apollo) is the source of this 390-nucleotide messenger RNA. NCBI's taxonomy places the organism in Eukaryota, Metazoa, Arthropoda, Insecta, Lepidoptera, Papilionidae. The record is from the annotation of a GenBank genome assembly.
AUGUCAGAAGCAAAAAUAAGUGAGCUGAAAAACGAUAUUGAUGAAUUAAAUGAAAUAUUGAAGUUAGCUAAACGUAAGAGAGUUCAAGACCUUUUAACUGUGGAAGUGAGAAAACUAGAAACUGAAUGGAUCAAAUUAAGGGAUAGUGCUACAUCCUCUGUCACCCCUAUGGAAGUUACUCCUGUACCAACUACAUCUGCUACAGUUCAUGAAAAGCGAUAUCAAGUAAAGCUUAAUGGUUAUGGUUGGGAUCAAUCAGACAAAUACAUAAAAGUGUUUGUUACCCUAAAAAAUGUACACAACUUACCAAAAGAACAUCUAUCGAUUGGCACUUCGAGCUUUUCUGUUUUAUCAGCAUUUUUAUAUAGUUUAUUUACUAAUAAUUUAUAA